Molecule: messenger RNA, 4439 nt
Organism: Closterium sp. NIES-67
Lineage: Eukaryota; Viridiplantae; Streptophyta; Zygnematophyceae; Desmidiales; Closteriaceae
Source: the annotation of a GenBank genome assembly
GACAACUUGGUGUCAAUCGAAACAGACCUGGUGCCUUCCACGGGCAAAUGUCGUGGAUGACAUGACGCGGGAAUUGCCCUAAGUCCUGGUAAAUGCUGCUUUUCAUUUUCGCGAUGAUGUUUUCUUGGCUCCAAAUUGUAGUAGGCAGCAGCGGAUGACAGUGUUAGGCAGCUCUGUGCUCACGAGUCGCACUUUCGGCGUCCACUUCUGUGGUCGCGCGGCAUGCGGUCGUGGCGGACUUCGCGUUGGUACGAGCCACGCAUGCCGACAUUGGGAGGCGUCCUCGCGUUGAGCCUUUUCUGCAAAUCCGCCCUGGAAGAGAACGUGCAUCCACACGUUUCCUGGCAUCCACACACACGCCAUCACAUGCGGCUGCUGCUGCUGCUAGCGCUGCUGAGCGCCAUUGGAGAGGCGUCCGCACAAAUUAUCUUGCCACCUCAACAUGCUGUGUUGAAGGCCCUUAGGGACGAGUGGGGCUCAUUCUAUGGGAGUGACUCGUGGAGUUUGUAUGGGGACUGCAGAGAGAUAAAGGGCGUUACUUGCACCACCGAUGGCUUCAUUACCUCCUUGAGUGUCAUUGGACAAACUCUUCUGAAGCCCAUCCCUCCUGUUAUUAGCGGCCUGAGCCGCCUCCAAUCAUUAACUCUGGCUAACUGCCACUUGACGGGCUCGCUGCCAUCUGCCCUCUUCACUCUGCACAGCCUCACCAAGCUGGACCUUGACUACAAUGACCUCUCUGGUUCUAUCUCUGCUAGCAUCAGCAACUUGACAAACCUUAAAUACCUCUCAAUGCAGGGGAAUAGUCUGGAGGGAUCUGUGCCUGUCGAGAUGUCAUGCUUGAAGAAACUCAAUCUCCUGAGACUGAGCCACAACGCCCUUUCGGGCCCUCUUUCCCACUUCCUUUCCUCACUCACCAACCUUUCCAUCUUGGCUGUGGAUUCUAACAGUUUCAGUGGAAAACUGCCUGACUUUCUCCCCCAGCUGCAAGGGCUGACAUACCUGCACCUGGAGUACAACCGGCUUGAAGGCAGCCUCCCAUCGUCCAUUGGAGCCCUCACUCAGCUGCAGGAAUUGAUGCUGGGCGGGAAUGACUUCUCGGGAACCAUGCCAUCGGCACUGGCCAGCUUGAAGAACCUUCAAGUCCUUUCGCUUCGCGACCUUCGCCUCCAUGGCCUUGUGCCUCUCGCUCUCAGCUCCCUUGAGAAGCUGCAAUACCUGGAGCUCUCUUCCACGUCUCUAUCAGGGCCCUUGGCUCCUAUUGUGGCUCCCAUGACAAGCCUCAAGGAGCUCGUGGCGAGCUACAACCAGUUCACGGGAGAUGUGCCCAUCCCAGCGUCCAAGGCCCUGGCACUUGUGGACGUCCAGGGCAACUUCUUCUACUCCGCCCCCAUCCGCCCUAAGAACUGCUCCGCUGUCAGCCUCUUGCUGUUUGACAACUGCCUGCCAACUGCCCUGUGCGGAGUGAACCACGAGCAGAGAAGCAACGCGAGCUGUGCAGCAUUCUGUGGGGUGGGGCAGGGCGGGGCGCUGUGCAGUGGUCAUGGGUACUGCUUCAUGAACGACAGCAGCAGCACGGGCGAGUGUGUGUGCGAGGCACACCACUCCACUCGCAAUGGCCCGCACAUGUGCACAUACACGAUUGACCCCGUGACUGCCUCCUCUGCCACCUCGCCCAUGGCUCUGAGUGGCUCUGUGCUGCGCUCUACUGACGGUGCCCUGCUGCUGACCCCCAGGGCCAAUGGCAACUGGGGCACAGCCUUCACAGCCGCGCCUCUCCCUCUCUUCUCCUACUUCAACACCAAGGCCACAUGUGGUUACCAGUUCGCCUUCAACGCCUCCUUUGCCUUCUCCCUCGACCCCGACUCAGAGGCCGGCGGGGAUGGGCUCGUGUUUGUCGUCGCAGCCGCGCUGCCAGACAGGCUGGGACGGGUGGGGCGGCGGAGUGUGGGAGUGGAGUUUGACUCGGUGCAGAGUGUGAAGCACAGCGACCCCAGCGACAACCACGUGGGCGUCAAUGUGGGCGGCUCACCUGUGUCCCUCGCCUCUGCCACGGCCCCUCUCAUCCUCAACGACGCCCAAACCAAGCACGCCUGGAUCCACUAUGACCCCACCAGCGGCGGCACUCUCCGAGUCUUCCUCUCCUCCGACCCCGUGCAGCCCCUCACCCCCACACUCCGCGCUCGAGUGUCCCUCUGCUCCAUCCUGCAGCCCAAGGCGUCCUCUGCUGCAUUCCACGUGGGCUUCACAGCUUCGUCCACGGCUGGUCCACAAGCACACUCCGUUCUCAACUGGACAUUCACGGCGGAUGUCCCACUCAACCUGCGCUUUGACCCAUCGAACCUCGCCCUGGGGUUUGUGUUGGACGAGGAUUCCUUCUCAUCUCAGGGAUUCAACUCCGCCUUCCACUACGCCAGUGCGGGAUUCGAGUCAGCGCAAGACAACAGCCCCUCGUGGCUUCUCAUGUCCUUCAACUCCUGGGUCUUGCCUGAACCUGUCUGGCCUGUCAAGAACCAACAGGGCUGCGGUGACUGCUGGGCGUACGCAGUGGUGGCAGCGGUGGAGGCAGCCUACAGCAUUGCCAGCAACUGGUCGCAGCCCCCCGUGCUGUCGGUGGACCAUCUGCGCCUCGCCCUCUCCUCCAACUGCGACGGUGGCUCCCCCACCAAGGCGCUGCAGUUCCUCCUCAACGCCACAACCCAGGGCAGGGGGCUGCUGGAGCAGGCGGUGUACUCCCAAGCGCUGGCGCUCAAGGGCGGGUCGCCGGUCAGCACGAGGUACUAUGGCAUCCGGGGCAUCGAGCGCACGGCCUUCUAUGGGUGGUUUGGGCUCAUGCUGGCAGUGCAGCGCCAGCCAGUCAUUGUGCACAUCGAGGCCUCCGCACCCUCCUUCCAAGACUACGAUGGGCUGUGCUACCUCCGGUCGGUCACCAUGUGUGCUGGUUGCUCUGUGUGUGCAUGGGGGCAGAGAGGCAAGUACGCUGACGAGGCGUGUUUCAGCGGGCAUCUGAACCACGUGGUGCUGGUGGUGGGCUUUCUCUCCACGGGCUUCGACCCUUACUCCGCCAUGCCGCCGCCCUUCUGGAUCAUCCGCAACUCAUGGGGCACACAGUGGGGCGACCAGGGCCACAUGCGAAUGGACAUUCGCAGUGGAGAUGGUCUCUGUGGCAUCAACACUCUCCCGGGGCUCUUCCCUGUCGUCAGAACCAGCGCCGAUUCGUGUGGGUCGCGCUCCUUCAAGUUCACUGUCCUGGGCGCCACCUUCAACCCGUGUGGCCAGUUCAACUGCAGCAAGAAAGGCACCAGCAACCGUUGCAAGUGCUCUGAUGCCCGCUUUGUGCAAGUCAAGAACACCGAUGGAUCAUACACCUGUGCUUAUGUGGACGUGUGUGGGUCCAGCAGUCGCAACCCGUGUGUGGUGGGCACGUGUGUUAACGAUGGCAGGGGCAGCUACUCCUGUGUAUGUCCCCCGGGGUUCGCCCAGGGCACCACUCUCGCCAACUCAGCCUCCUGUGCCCCGGGUGAUGCAGGGGGGGUGUACACGGUGCAGCAGAGCAACGUGUGGUGCUCCGAUGUGCAUCCCAUAUUCGCCCUCACACUGGACCAGUUUAAGCAGCAGAACAAGGGCGUCUCAUGCUCCACGCCUCUGCGCCUCAACUCAAGGCUGCUAGUCAACUCUACUGUCGACCCGUGCUCUGUCUUCUACACCACUGUUCUGGGCGACACGUGUGCGGGGGUGGGGCGGCAGGUGGAGCUGUGUGGGGAGGCGGCCUCGGAUGCGGCGUGUGAGGCGGCAUUUCAGGCGCUCAACCCCGCUGUGGACUGCUGGUCUCUGAAGCCCUCUCAGGCGGUGUGCGUGGAGAGAGACCCCUCCAAGGCCAACCUGACUGUGGUGUGCGACCAGUACUACCGCGCGCGCCUCAAUGACACGUGCCACAGCAUCGCACAGCUGGCAGAGCCCCCUCUCAGCCCGGUGGACUUCUACCGCCUCAACCCCGGCGUCAACUGCAACCAGCUCAUCCCCGUGAAGAACUACUCUCGCCCCGCCACCACCUUCGGUGCUGAGGUGUGCAUUGGCAGCGCCACCAACUUCUCAGCUGGCAUCUGUUCAAGGACCAGCACCUACACCAUCUCGCCAGGGGAUGAUUGCAAGUACAUCCACCUCAAGUACUUCUACAGCAUUAAGGGUUGUUACAGGAGGUUGAAUGGGUAUGAGUGUGUGGACAAGUUGAAACCUGGUGCCAAAAUCUGCACACCUAGUCCAAAAAGGGCUCGAACAGGAACAUGCAGCAUUUGAUGGAAUCCACAUACCACCAGUCUCAAAAAUAUGGUACGGACAGACCCCUGUUUAGAGCGUAUUUCUACUUUUGAGUGUUAAUCCCCAAUUCUUUGCACCGUCGGCCAGAAGCAACAUUUAAAGUGGUAUCUGACAUGAGCUAUAUC